Molecule: messenger RNA, 940 nt
Organism: Aspergillus uvarum CBS 121591
Lineage: Eukaryota; Fungi; Ascomycota; Eurotiomycetes; Eurotiales; Aspergillaceae
Product: aromatic alcohol reductase
Exons: 1
Coding region: 11-940 (309 amino acids)
Molecular function (GO): oxidoreductase activity
Source: RefSeq, a predicted model, not a curated record
CACAGCCAUCAUGUCCCCUACCCCCAGAAGCAUCCUCGUCAUCGGCGCCGGGGAACUAGGCACGCAAGUCCUUCGCUCGCUCGCCGCACAUCCCAACCGCGGCGCCACACAACUGACCGUCCUCCUCCGCCCCUCGCGCCUCGCUUCCCCCAACGACGCCAACGAAUCCACCGCCACCCUCCACACCCUCAACAUCGACUCCCUCCCCAGCGAUAUCACCACAGACCCCGAGUCCCACCUGACGCAGCUCUUCCGGAACUAUGACACCAUCAUCUGCUGCACGGGUUUCGCCGCCGGACCCGGGGUGCAGCUCAAGCUCGCGCGCGCCGUCCUCGCCGCGCAGGUCCCGCGCUUCAUCCCCUGGCAGUUCGGGGUGGACUAUGACGUAAUUGGUCGGGGAUCGGCGCAGGAGCUCUUCGACGAGCAGCUGGAUGUGCGGGUCUUGCUGCGCUCCCAGACUGCAACGCAGUGGGUGAUAGUGUCGACGGGCAUGUUCACGAGUUUUCUCUUUGAUGCUGGGUUUGGAGUUGUGGCUGCCGGUGCGGCGCUUGUGCGGGCGUUGGGUAGCUGGGAGAAUCGGGUGACGGUUACGGCGGUGGAAGAUAUUGGGAGGAUUACGGCGGAGGUGUCGCUUGGGGGGUCAUUGGGAGGGGGAUUUGGGAAUCAAGUGCUGAAGGUGGCAGGGGAUACGUUGAGCUAUGGCGAGUUGGCAGGGUUGGUGGAGAGGGUUACUGGGAAGGAGUUCAAGCGGGAGGUGAGGACGGUGGAGGCUGCGCGAGCGGAUUUGGCGAGGGAGUCUGGGAAUGGGUUGUUCAAGUACCAGGUUGUCUUUGGGGAGGGAACGGGCGUUGCGUGGGAUUUGCAGGAGACGUGGAACUAUCAGGCUGGAUUGCGAGCGUUGACGGCGGCGGAGUGGGCGAGGAAGUAUUGGGUGAAGUAG